Messenger RNA from Microthlaspi erraticum, 1182 nucleotides. The record is from the annotation of a GenBank genome assembly. Lineage: Eukaryota; Viridiplantae; Streptophyta; Magnoliopsida; Brassicales; Brassicaceae.
AUGGAGAACAAACGGGCAAACGGAGAAGAAGAUGAAAUCGCCGAACAAGGAAGAAUACUAAGUGAACCGAAUUGGAGCGAGCGAGUGGAGGAUCUCGUCUCAGCCGGAGACGUCUCGGCGGCGAUCUCGUUUCUCGAGUCUCUGGUGACCAAUUUUCAGUCGCGGCUCGGUAAUUCCACCUCCUCCUUUGGCGACAGAAGAACGGAGUUAGGGCUUCAGUUAGCAGCCGCUCUAACCCAAUUGGCGGAUCUCUACUCUUCUCAGGGACUCUCUCUCAAAUCCGAUGAGCUCCGCACUCGUUCUUCCCUCAUCAAGCAACGAGCGCUGGAUUGCGAUGUUGCCAAUUCAAGAAGUUCCGGCGAUGCAGAGAAUCAAGCUGCCCAGCCAAUUGUUGAUUCCAGUGAACCAAAUGUCUCUCCUGCUGAUGUGAAAACGGAGAAUUCCACAAAAGCCUCCAGCAUCAAUUCGGCAGCUCAUGAUUCUUCAGAUGAUGACUGGGAAGCUCUUGUAGAUUGUGAACCGAGUAAGUUAUUCUCUGUAGAAGAGUUGCCUGAAAUAUCAAAGCUUUCAGUUGAAGAACCCAAAGUCGAAGGACCUAAGAGGCGUGGAAGGGGGACAUUUACGUAUAAGAGAGAUACCAUGUACACUGAUCGAGACUUCGGUGAGUCGAGGUUUGAAGAUUCAGAAGAUAACGAUAUGUCGCUUGGCUCAGAGAAGACUGAUGAUGAAUCACUGAAAUCCAAGUAUGGCACACGCCAUGUCCUCGUACUUGCUAAUUUUUCUCCAAGUUUGAGGACUAGUGAUUUGGAGAAGCUUUUUGAGGACUACAAAGACCGUGGAUUUGUCGUUCGUUGGGUCAAUGAUACAACGGCACUUGCAGUCUUCAAAACCCCUUCAAUUGCUCUGGAGGCUUGCAAAAAUGUUCAGUGUUCAUUCACAAUACGUGUUCUCGAUGAUCACGAUUCUCUUUUGGGCUCGAUUUCUGGAAAAGAUUUGGAACCGCCGUCUCAAAGACCAAAGACAUCAGCGAGGACAGCUCAACGGUUGAUUGCACACAGCAUGGGGUUGAAGCUACCGGCUUCUGGAUUCGGUUCUAAAGAGCUACGAGACCAAGAAGCUGCCCGCAAGAACCGGAUUGUCUCCAGGCAGAAACAACGGGACGAUGCUUGGGGAGACGAAUGA